This is a messenger RNA of Sordaria macrospora k-hell, 1305 nucleotides long. RefSeq lists its product as uncharacterized. NCBI's taxonomy places the organism in Eukaryota, Fungi, Ascomycota, Sordariomycetes, Sordariales, Sordariaceae. The record is from RefSeq and is a predicted model, not a curated record.
AUGGAGCACGAGCUGGAGACGACCAGGGGUAUCGUCAGCAGAUUGACGGACGUGGAGGAAACCUUGGAGAGGAGCAGGGAAGAGUUUAGCGAACAGAUUAAAGGGACAUACCGGAAUGCCAGCAUGGCUUGGCAGUCGAUGGAGCAACUAGAGCGCAAGACUCAACACCAAGACAAGCAAUUGCGACAAGUGUGCGAGAAGUUGAAGGAACAUGAUGAGCAGCUUGACAGGUUGCACGCAGGGCAGUUGGAACUCAGGGACGCUGAUAUCAGCCUCGAGGAGCGGAUCGAAAAUAUUGCUGAGACGAUGGAGGAGCUGGAGGACUCGCAUGACGCACGGGACGCACAGGAAGACGACCAUCUGGCCAGACACAACGGACGCCACCUCCGAAGAAGCUCAACAUCGGAUACACUUCGCCCAAACUUUCCUUCGGGCCCUUUAGGCCCUUUAGGCGGCGGCGCGAAUCCCUUCGACAGUCACGGCCACUCGCAGGUAGGGCGGCCGCCCGUCCAAGGACAUGGAGAAGGAUCCGCGCUCGACGGGAGUCUGAUGCCCCACCUUUCGAGAACACCACCGCUUUCUGCCCGGUCGAUGGGUGCCUGGACCGUUCACAUCUCGCUGCUUCCCCAUGCCCGUGUGCCCAUGCCGUUCGAGAGGAAUACCAACGCGUACCAGCGAUGUCUAUCACGAGGUCUCCACCAGAUGGUAGCCGUUCAUGGGCGGGACGCUGGGUCAUUCAUCAAGGCCAUCGAGAAGGCGUUCGGAAUGUUCCUGAGAGGUCGUCCGUGGAUGCCCCUUCAGGCCAAACUCUGCGACGCCGAGCCACUCCAGGGUCUUCCGAUGUUGCGCCAGCUUGAGGCUUCCAUGGUCGACUCCAGCUACGACCAUGACUUCCUCCGCAAGAACUGCGCCGUUUGCGACUCGAGUGGCAUGAUCGACUCGUUGUACAUUGCCAUGCGGCAUGACACCAUUUCGUGGCACACGCUGAGGCAUGCUCCUGUGUUCAUGGAAGGCCUCGAAGCUGCCUGGGCGUAUGACCCAAUGCUUGACACGGAUCCUUUUGAUGGCGACAUGGCCAUUGACGACAGGGAGCGUCCGGCCGCCGGCGAGAUCACCACGGUACUGCCUUCUUUGGCACCGCCCUCUUCCCUCAAAAGGUCUCGUACGGAGAUGACACGCUCCAACAGCUUUGGGGCAGCCGCUCCCCCAGUCGAUAGUGAAGGGACUCGAGUAAAGCGGACUUGCCCAGCACCACCUUCCAGCUCCAUCUUGGAGCUACGAAGGCGCGUUGAGAGGGCGGCAUGA